AUGAGUAACGAAAUUGCAGUUGCAGCCCUCGCGCGGUUUAUCACGGUGUCCGACCGUAUGAGCCAUUUCAGAGCGACUAUAGAAACUCCAGGAGCUGCCGCUCCGUCCGUCCACACCUGCAAAGUCCGAAAAGAACAAGUCCGUUCACUCUGGGACAAAGCCGAGAAGGAAUUUGAAGCUUGUCUAGACACGAUUUCCAGCCUUACGACUGACGAGGCGUCGGAUAUUUUGGCGACUCUACACCGAAAAUAUGAAUAUUGCUAUUCGGUGUACGAGGAGCUAUCGGUUCAGCUCAGCGAGUUAAUUGACCGAGCCAGUUCACAGCAGCCGUUGUCGAGCACCGACAAUCAGUCCGCGUACAUUCCGUCUGGGUGCCGGUUGCCUCCAUGUGAUACAGAAGUAUUCGAGGGAGACUAUCUCAAAUGGCCAACAUUCAGGGACCUUUUCACUGCCGUCUACGUCAACAACACACGGUUGACGCCGGUCGAGAAGUUAUUCCAUCUCAACGCGAAAACGAGCGGUGAGGCAAAGGCAAUUGUUGCCAAGUCCCCGCUCACUAAUGAUGGUUUCGCUUCCGCUUGGGAGGCGCUUCGAGACCGUUUCGAAAACAAAAGACUUUUAGUGAACAGUCAGCUCAAGCUCCUAUUUAACUUAAGUUCCGUUAAUGCCGAAACUGGCCACUCCAUAAAAGAGCUUCAGAGCACCAUCCAAGGGUGCCUGACAGCAUUAGCCCACUCCAAAAUAUCAACCGAAAAUUGGGAUUGCUUGCUGGUCUACCUGUGCGCCAGUAAGUUGCCCAGAUUGACCCUUUCCUUGUGGGAACAAUCCCUUACAUCAAAGUCUGAUGUUCCUACAUGGGAUGAGAUGAACGCGUUCCUUAGCGAUAGGUAUAGAACCUUAGAAGCCAUUGAGGACAUGAAGCAGAGUCUUGGUGGUCCGUCAACUUCCAAAAAUUCCCAAGUUACGAAGAAGCUUAACUCCUUUGAAGCCAAAGUGAGUGUCAAACCAAAGAGUUGCGAUUUGUGCUCUAAGGAGACUCACCCAGUGCGGUUGUGCCCUCGCUUCAUUCAGAUGGCAGUCGAGGCGCGGGAAAACUACAUAAAAAAGAAGCAGUUAUGCUUGAAUUGCUUCGCGAGAGGCCAUCAGCUCCGGGAUUGUUCCAGUACGCACAGCUGCUUUGUAUGCCGAGGGAGACAUCACACGCUUUUGCAUCGAGGCAACCCAUUUUCCAACAAUCCAAGUUCCUCUGGACAUGCGAGACCUAGAUCCGAUCCUCCGUCGGGAGGCUCAGACUUUCCCGAUGAACACUCAAAUGUACAAGUCUGUUUUGCCUCGGGCAAAUUGCACGGCAAUGAUUGA
Messenger RNA from Drosophila takahashii, 1359 nucleotides. RefSeq lists its product as uncharacterized. The record is from RefSeq and is a predicted model, not a curated record. Gene Ontology annotation, molecular function: nucleic acid binding. Gene Ontology annotation, biological process: DNA integration. Lineage: Eukaryota; Metazoa; Arthropoda; Insecta; Diptera; Drosophilidae.